GAGAAACAGAGACCGGACGGACUAUAAAUAAUGCCUUAAGCAUCCAACUUUCACGGUCAACAAUCUCAUAAAACAAAUUUCAUUGUAUUUCCCUGUAUCGUUCAAAGUUUUAUUCUGAGGAGGAUGAGUGUGGAAGUGUUGGACAGUGCCACCAUAGUUGACUUCGUCGAAGACGAGGAAGCAUUCACCGUCUCGAUAACGGACCGGUUUGCUCGCCUGGACGCCGACCGUGACGGGCUGCUUUCUUUCGCGGAGCUGUUGAGGGAAUUACAGAGCUUGAGGGUGGUGGAGACUCACUUCGGCGUCGACGUCGAAACGGACCCGAGGGAGCUGGCUCGCGUUCACGAGUUGCUGUUCGUGCAGUUCGAUCACGACUCGAGCGGGAAGGUGGACUUGGAGGAGUUCAAGUCGGAGACCAAGCGGAUGAUGCUUGCUGUGGCGAGCGGGAUGGGGUUCCUGCCGGUUCAAAUGGUGUUGGAAGAGGGCAGCCUCUUGAAGAUAGCCGUGGAACGUGAAUCCACCAAGCUUGCUGCUUGAAUCCUUGAUUUCUUACAAGUGUUGAGCUGGUUUAUGAUUUUUGUUUUGUUUAGUGCUGAGUAAAUGGGGUGAAGUCUUUGUUUCAUGAAACAACAAAUAAUUUCAUUUCAAAUAUUAAAUGCAAAAUUAAGUU
Molecule: messenger RNA, 670 nt
Organism: Hibiscus syriacus
Lineage: Eukaryota; Viridiplantae; Streptophyta; Magnoliopsida; Malvales; Malvaceae
Exons: 1
Coding region: 124-537 (137 amino acids)
Molecular function (GO): calcium ion binding
Source: RefSeq, a predicted model, not a curated record